Molecule: messenger RNA, 4457 nt
Organism: Drosophila kikkawai
Lineage: Eukaryota; Metazoa; Arthropoda; Insecta; Diptera; Drosophilidae
Gene: MEP-1
Product: MEP-1
Biological process (GO): positive regulation of transcription by RNA polymerase II
Cellular component (GO): nucleus
Source: RefSeq, a predicted model, not a curated record
AUGACUGAAGUCGAUGUCGCUUUGCCGGAGGGCGUGGCCGAGCCCACAACGAAGCUUGCCAGCGCAUCAAACUCGCCACAGCCAGAGCCAGAGCCACAGCCCCACACCGAUUCCCCGCAGCCAGCUGAAAAGGAGGAGGUGGUGGAGAAGGAGCAGCAGCCAGAGAAGUUGAAAGCUGCUGAAGAGGAACUGGAGGGUAACGAGGAGAAGCUGGAAAAAAAUAUCGAGAUCCCCGCCGUUGCCGCCGCCAAAGAAGAUGACGUUACAGACGUUACAGAGGCCUUGCCUAAGGCUCCGGCGCCCGAGGAGCUAACAGAAGAGGAUGACGAGGAGGACUUGGAUGGCGAGGACUCACAGAUAACCAGCACCAGCUCCAAAGAGCCCAAGCUCAACGAAGAUGAGUUGGAGGAAGAGGUAGAGGAGGAGGAGGCCACCACAAAUGGCGAUCAUGAGCCCGAUGCCGAGGAUGAAGAUGAGGCGGAGAAAAUAGGCAGCACAGCUGAGAAUAGUUGCGAGGCUGAGGAUCCGCUGGGAGCGGCGGCCACUGUUGAGGAGGUAAAUCUGCUGACCAGCAAAAAAGCGAGUCUGGAGGAAGGCGAGAGCGAAGAGGAUGCCCUGCAAGACGAUGAAGAAGAGGAGCUAGAUCUGUCGGCGAAAAAGGCUAAUGGCUUUGCCAAGCAGAAGGAGAACGGCCAGGCCAGUGCGUCGGAGGUUAGCGGCGUAGUUAACCUGGACGAUGAAGAUAGUGAUGAGGAAAUGGAGGAUCUCACGGCCCGUAAGGUGCCGGUCAAUGCCUUAGAGAAGGCGGCCAAGCCCCCGGCCACUAUCAACCACAACAACAACAGCGGCAAUGAGUCCUCUGAUGAUGCUGUGCUUAUAGCCUCAGAUUCUGAACCGGAGACAUCUGGCCCGCUGCCACAGCAGCCUCCGGUGGCGCCUGCAAAGAAACUAUCGCCCGUGGUGGCAGCAGCAGCGGCAGCAGCAGUCGUCAAGGCCACACCCCCGCCUCCAGAAGACGAUGACGACGACGAUGACUGCGUCGUGAUCGAGGACGACACACCGCCAAGUAUUUCUCCGAGCAUAGGCAAGCGUAAAAAUGAACUGGACGAGCUGCAGAUGCAGCCCAGCCACAAGAGGCAGCGCAGCUCGACGCCCUCGGGCCUGGGGCAGCUGACCAUCAAGGAUGCUCGCUCCCUAAUGCAGCACGAUGGAAGUCCAGUGGUAACUGGAGCGGGUGGAGGUCCCCGGGACUCUGUCUACCCGGUGACCAUCACGAAUGCUGUGACGGGAGCGGCCACCAAUCUUGGAAUUGUGCCGCCCAAGCUGGUUCCCAUGUCUACCAUGAACGCCAGUCCUGUGCAGCAGCAACUGAAUCCGCCAACGCUAUCGCUAACGGGACUGCCCAGCAUGACGAACAAUGCCAACCUGCUGCCCGGCCUCACCGACGACAUGUUCGUCCUGGAGGCGCCCUCCUUCAUUGUGCCCUACAUAUACGAGAAGCCGCCGCACGAGAAUAUCUGCGAGGUGGUCAAGGCCAUUGAGACCAAGUAUGAGCUUUCCGCCGAGGAUCUGGCCGAAGCGGACAAGGGCGAUGAGUUCGACAUGAUGACCGAGCAGAACAAGGAAGACAAGCCGGCGGAACAGGGCGGCGGAGGCAAGAAGAAAAAGAAGCGCGGUGAUGACGAGUCGUGGUCAGAGCAGUCGGAUGAUGAUGACGAUGACGAUGAUGACGACGAUUCGGAGUCGGGCGUGCGCACCAAGGUGUUGAUAAAGGAGGCCAACGACGAUCUGACGGCGCUCAAGGGAGCCAUCAAGCCAGCCGCCGCUCUGGCGGCCACUGGAGGAGUUACAAGUACUACGGCGGGCAGUAAACCCGGACAAGAGAACUACUUUGAGAGUCCACUCGGCAAGUUCUUUAUGGAUAUCGGUGUGGGCCUCGUCCAGGAGUACGUGCAGGCGGAUCUGUUGCGGUUACAGAAGCGCAAGAUGCGCAAGGCUCAGGUGGGAUCCAAGGAGUUCGAGAUGGCCAUCAAUGCGCUAUCGGGAAAUCUGCAGGCUUCCAAGACGAAAAACGCACCCUUCAAGUUCCGAAUGAAGCGUUGCGAGUUCUGCAACUUCAAGUCGGAGUCUGCCAUGGCGAUGGCCAAUCACUACGAGACGCCGCAUAUGAACGGUGUGCUCUACAAGUGCAAUUUCUGCACGUUCGAGAUCCGAAAUGCCACGGAGAUUGUUUACCACAUGGAGGCGGUGCACAAUAUCAAGGCGCGCCUGAUAAAGCCACUGCCCUACCAUCAAUGUCCCAACUGCGGUUUCGAGGACAAUGGCAAGGCAAAACUGGCACGCCAUCAGCCGGUUUGUGCCAAGAAGUUCCGGCCGGAACUAAACUUGGCGCCGCCCAACGAUUGGGAGGCACCGGCCAAGAUUCCGCGUAUCAAGCCGCGUCACGGUCUCGUUGGCACUGCCACCGCCUAUCAGGCCAUGGCUGCCCAGGCGGCAGCGCAAAAGGCCGCUCUGGCCAAUAUCCAGCAACAGCAAGCGGCGGCCCAGGCGCGGAAUCUGCAGGCAGCCGCUUUGGCUGCCCAAAACGCAGCCAAGAUGCGACAGCGAGCACCACAGCCGCCCAAGCAGAACAUGGUAAGGAAUCCAGCGCCGGUACGUGGUGCUGGCAAUUCCAUCAAUGCGGGUCUUGCUUUGCCCAACAGCUACCAGCUGGCAGCCGGACAACUUGUCCAGCAGGCAUCCAAGAAACCGAUGGCCGGUCAGCCCAGCAUCUCGAUAACGCCAUUACCUCGACAGAGCUCGGUAGGAGCCGCGGGAGCGGGCGGAGCGUCAUCCAGCAAGGUGCCCCCGGCAGCAGCAGGAAUGAAGCCUGGCCAGAGUCCCAGCGGGAACAACAAAGCGCAGUUUGUCAUCUGCGAGAUCUGCGAUGGUUACAUCAAGGAUCUAGAGCAGCUGCGCAAUCAUAUGCAAUGGAUGCACAAAGUGAAGAUACAUCCCAAGAUGAUCUACAACAGGCCGCCAUUGAACUGUCAAAAGUGUCAAUUCCGGUUCUUUACGGAUCAGGGCUUGGAGCGUCACUUGUUGGGCUCACAUGGCCUGGUCACAAGCUCCAUGCAGGAGGCGGCCAACAAGGGCAAGGAUGCCGGCCGGUGUCCAGUAUGUGGAAGGAUGUACCAAUGGAAGCUACUGAAUCAUGUUUCGCGCGAUCACCACAUGACCCUGAAGCCCGCUCACCUGUCCUACAAAUGUACCGUCUGCACGGCCACCUUUGGCAUGUACAAACAGUUUGAAACGCACGUGUAUACGGCUCAUAGUACGGUGGCCCGGAAGGCAAUGGACAGCAAGAAGAACAGUGCGCAAUCGUCGAGUGGGUCGGGUUCCGGAGCUGGGAUGUCGUCGCGCAGUUCGUUGGGAGCGGCCAAUGACUCGCUGCUGAAGCCGCUAAAGAUCAACGAUGAGAUCACGAUCAUACCGCAACCCGCAUCGAAGCCACGCAUCACAAAUAUGGAGAGUCAUGUCAUAGAUUAAAGAAGCGUGCUUGUUGGAAUCCAUCAACCAAAAACCUAAUCUCGCAAAAACGUUUGCAGCAUUGACAGCGAGCGCGCGCUUUAACUUUUAGUUUCGUUUGUAAGCCGAGCUGUGACCUUGCCGCGCCCAAGGUCGCGUCCAUUUUACUUCACUAAGUCGAAUUGUAUAAAGAGCAAGCGAGAACCGAAGUAGGAGCUGUUUGGGAAUAAUCCCCCCCGACUUGCGGUUUAAUCACUAAAACACCAGCUACAGGAUACACGAUAAAACAUAAUGCUAAACAGAAUACGGAUAAUAGAGAAGGAGAAAUACUAGUUACGGAUUUUAGUUACAUACCGGAGUGGAGUGUGCACAUAAGUUGAAGUUGUAGCUACUACUAAAAUAUACUACCACAUACACACAACAUAUUAUAUACAUAUAUAUUUAAAGCUAUAUUUAAAUCCAUUAAUUUGAAGGAAGCCGCCAGAGAGCCGCGCAUCGUCUGCAUGAUGACUAUGUAAAUUAGUUAAAAACUAAAACUAUUUAUACGACAAAAACCGAAACUAACGUACGAGUGUAUCCAGCAAAUGUGUGUUGCAGUAUGUGUAUAUACAUUUUGAAACGGAAAACCGAGAACCUUGUGUGUGUGCUUGGCGCCCUCGCCUCCAGAAUCUUGUAGAGAUUAAUCGAGAUGAGAUAGUUAAGUGCAAACUGGAUGGACACUGAUCUGAGAGACGACAUAGACGUUCGACAUUUUAAUUUUUGUGUACAAGUUUACCCCUAUAUUUAUAUAUUAUUACGCAUUAUCGAUUAAUAUUAAAGUAUAUAUCAUCUAUUAGCAAUUAAGGACAACCCCCAUGUACUACAGUUAUAAAGCAAAACCACACACACACACAAACAAAAGUGAAAAAUGAGAAAAAUUAAAAACCUAGUUAAUAUUAUAAAAGCAAAAA